GCGCGGGCCGGGCGGAAGCGGCGGGAGCGGCGGUUAAAUGAAGCGGGGCCGGAGGGGCGGCGGGGCCGGUGAGUGCCGGGGUGACCCCUCCGUCCCGCGGAGCCGUGUGGGAGCACUCGGUGCCGCUGGGACAUCUCGACAUUUCAGGUAUCUGCUGUGGGAGCUGCUGCAGGAAAGAAACCCCAAACACAGCUGUCCUCGGAGCUGAGGGAUCGGUUUCCUCAUGUGAGCCUGACUGCCAUGCUGGGGCAUUGACACUCUGGGGUGUAGCUGUUUAAAAUGGCAGAGAGAGGUGGGAAUGAAGAAGUGAUUAACUUGAACAGCUUCAGCAGUCACAGAGGGAAAGACUGGAUAAACCACAGAGAUGAAAGUCUUAUCACAAUAUCAGAUUCCUCUGAUGAAGAUUUGCCUUUGUUGCUGGAAAUGCCAGAAAAGCAGCAGACUGAGGAAGAUGAUGAUGAUGAUAUAGUCAUCUUAGCAGAGACCCCAAAGCAUCAGCAGCCUCUGCGUCCCAAUGUCAUCAGACCUGCUGCUCCAUGGCAGGGUGCAGACACUGUGGGAGAAGGAGGAUCCAAAAGUGCUGUGGAGCCUUUGAGCACAGACCUGCAGGAUUCAGCUCUGCCCUGUGAGGGAGGUGGGAACAAACUCAUGGUGGACAGCAAUGCUGGACCAAGCAGGGAUGAGAGUGUGGAUGCUGCCUUGCAGCAGCCAGGACCAUCUGAGCUGAAUGGCCCCAGAUCUGAACUUACAGGUAACCAGGAGCCUGGCCCAAGUUUGCUGCCACUGACCAAGAUGAGUCCACAGCCUGCUGAUAAGACAGAAAUCAUUAGUCUGGAGAAUGCAGACCUUCCACCUCAACAGGAGGAAAGGAUGGAAGCUCGAGAACGGCGAGGAGAGAACUCGGAGCCGGAGCAGAAACUUGUAGAAAUAGCUGCUAAAACCACCACGGAGCGGGAGAAGAUCCAGGAGAAGGGCCGGCAGGAACCCCGGCACUUCCCACGGCCGGAAGAUGAGCCACGGGCUGUAGCGAAUGGUCGUGCUCCUCAGCAAGGGCAGCCAGAGGCAAACCCGGCGUCUCUGAGGGCGUAUGGAGGGAAGGCUCCAGGGCCAGCCUUCCCCCGGCCGGAGCCGCAGCAGGACGGCAUUCCAGGCCCUGCCUCCCCGCAGCCGGCACACCCCCCCGAGGAAUCGGGUCAGCAGGCACGGAGAGACAACGAGCGGCCCGGGCCCGCCUUCCCCCCUCAGGGCUCGCAGCAACCUGGCUCGGGGGAUGUGCCAGAGCAGGGAGCUGCUGGGCAGGAGCAGGACCUCACUGCGCUGCUCAUCAGAGAGACAGAAGCAAGAUUCCCAGAUGUGAAGAAGGAAUAUAUUGAAGAAUUAAUCAUCAUCAAGAACUGCUAUGACUUAAAUGUACUUUGUAACUUUCUUCUGGAAAAUCCAGAUUACCCAAAGAAGGAAGGCAGAGUGGUUUUAAACCCCAGCAGCAGCCUGCUUGCCAGCCAAGAUGAGACAAAGGUGCCUAAAGUGGACUACUUUGACUUUUCCAAACUCGCCCCCCUUGACCAGCGGUGCUUUAUUCAGGCAGCUGAUCUCCUCAUGGCAGACUUCAAAAUGCUGAGCAGCCAGGACAUCAAGUGGGCACUACACGAGCUCAAGGGGCACUAUGCAAUCACACGAAAGGCCUUUUCAGAUGCUAUCAAAAAGUGGCAGGAGCUGUCUCCCGAAACCAGCGGGAAACGAAAAAGGAGGAAAGAAAUGAAUCAAUAUUCCUACAUAGACUUCAAAUUUGAGCAAGGGGAUGUGAAAAUUGAGAAGCGCAUGUUCUUCCUGGAGAACAAGAGACGGCACUGGAGGACCUAUGACAAGCUCUCCCUUCUCCCACCGGUGCUACUGGAGCAGGAAUUCUAUGAGCAGAAAGUGAAAGAGAUGGCAGAGCAUGCAGACUUCCUCCUGGCUCUGCAGAUGAAUGAGGAGCAGUAUCAGAAGGACGGGCAGAUGAUCGAGUGCCGCUGCUGCUACGGGGAGUUUGCCUUCGAGGAGUUGACUCAGUGUGCAGAUGGUCACUUGUUCUGCAAGGAGUGCCUAAUUAAAUAUGCUCAGGAGGCAGUUUUUGGCUCUGGGAAGUCAGAGCUCAGCUGCAUGGAAGGCAGUUGCACAUGUUCCUUCCCCACCAGUGAGCUGGAGAAAGUGCUUCCAGAGAACAUCCUCUGCAAAUACUACGAGCGGAAGGCCGAGGAGGAGGUGGCUGCUGCCUGUGCAGAUGAGCUCGUCAGGUGUCCCUUCUGUAACUUCCCAGCUCUGCUGGACAGCGAUGUGAAGCGGUUCAGCUGUCCCAAUCCCCGCUGCAGAAAGGAGACUUGUCGGAAGUGCCAGGGGCUGUGGAAGGAGCACAUGAAUCUCACCUGCGAGCAGCUGGCUGAGAAGGAUGACAUCAAAUACAGGACAUCCAUAGAGGAGAAGAUGACAGCUGCCCGGAUUAGGAAAUGCCACAAGUGUGGGACGGGCCUGAUUAAGUCGGAGGGCUGUAACCGCAUGUCGUGCCGCUGCGGCGCCCAGAUGUGCUACCUGUGCCGGGCUGCCAUCAACGGCUACGACCACUUCUGCCAGCACCCCCGCUCUCCUGGGGCACCCUGCCAGGACUGUGCCAAGUGCUCCCUAUGGACAGACCCCACAGAAGAUGAUGAGAAGAUAAUUCAUGAGAUUCAGAAGGAGGCCGAAGAGGAGCAAAGGAAGAAGAAUGGGGAGAACAGCUUCAAGCGCAUCGGCCCUCCCGUGGAGAAGCCCGUGGAGAAAAUCCAGAGGAUCGAGGUCAUCCCCAGGCCGGUUCCUCAGAACUUCCACCAGCCCCGGAUGCCCCCGUACCCCUUCGUGCACCCCCCGUUCCCCCUGCCCCCCGUGCGCCCCAUGUACAACAACAUCCCCCUCAACAUCGGCCCCAUCCCCGCUCCCUACGUGCCCCCCCUGCCCAACAUGAGGGUGAACUUUGACUUUCCCCAGAUCAACGUGCAGCUGGAGCACAACCUGCCUAUGCACUUUGGCCCUCAGCCCCGGCACCGCUUCUGACCUGCCCCCACAGCACUUGGCGGGGUCACCACAGGGCAAAGCCACCCCAUAAUGUCACCCCCUCCCCACUCCAGCCCCUCUGGGGUUUAGGCAGCAGCCAGGGGUCUCUGUGUCCCUGCCCUGCACCCUCUCGAGGGCUUCUCCAAACCUUUGCAAUCCAACAUUUCAACCUGUGCUGCGACAGGGUUUGGUGCUACAUUUCCCAGGGGUGGAAUCCCCCCCUGAGCUGGGCAUCCAGAUGUUUUGUUUUGAUAAAGCCUGUUCAGGCAGCUGUUGGGAGGAAAAGUGAGACUUUGUAGAACACAGGGAUACAGCUGUUCCUUGGGGAAUUUCCAAAAAUCCUGCCUUCCUGCUGGCCAGAGCAGUCUUGUAGGAAGGGAGGAGACACUUGGCAUCCGAGUAAGCAUAAGACCUUCAGGAGUGAGGUAACAGGAGGCAGCUGCCCCAGCCUCUUGCCUUUGGUGAGGCUCAGGGCUGGGGUUCUUGUGUUCUCCAGCAUCCCUGUAUCCUGCUGGCACCUCCCAGCAGAAAUAAAUUGUUCAAAAGCAAGUUAGUGCAGCAUUUUUAGUGUUCCUUCCUCUCCAAGCAGAGCGAGGGGCUGCAGCAGCUGUCCCAUUGCUCAGGUCUUGGUAUGUCCUGUUUGGGGGUGUUAGGAUGUGGCAGGAGAUUUGGGCACCCAAAUCUUUGGCUGGAUUAAACUUGCCCCCUUUGAAGGGCUCAAUUUUUCCCUCCAAAAGUGUGUGCCCCUCAGCUUCUGAAACGUGGCCUUUGCUUUGCUGUUCUCAUCUGCAUCCCAAACCUCCCCCAGCUUCUGGCAGCAGUGCUCAGGCAGCUGUGGAACCACCUGGAGCCAAAGCUGUGCCCUUUAUUGCAAAAACUGCCUGGGAGACACCCAGAUAGACAUGUAGGCAGUGAUGUGUCCUGUGGUAGGAAAAUUGGGAGUGUUCCCUGUAGCUGCCAUGAGCUGGGAGCCCCCCAUACCCAAACCCUCACAACCCAAUGGGCAGCUGGAGCCUCAUGCUGCAGGAAGCUGGCUGCUUCCACAGCACCAAAUAACUCAUGAAAAUGUGUGUGUCAGCUUAAUUGGCUUUGGAAAAGUGUGUUAAAAGUUAAACCUGAGUUAUUGCUGGGCUUAGAAAGUGAGGGAAAAGCAAAACUUCCUUGUGAGAAGUGGGGGGUGCAGUGCUGGCCUGUGGGAGGAGGGUGGCACGAAGCCCUUUCUCCACAUCCCUUGGCUGUGCUGUCUGGUACAGGCCCCAUCUAGAAAAGAAAAUGGUUGGAGUGGAAAAAAACCCUCUUCCAGGAAUGUUGGGCUGGCUUUUAGCAGCCCAGUUGUUUUGUUGUUCUCCAAAUGUUUUGUUCUGGCCUUUAUCCUGUUCUGUCCUGCUGGGAACUCUCUGGGUGCAUUUCCCCUCCUGUCAUUCCCCCCUGUAUUUCAGCAUCCAGGUGUUUUGUGGGUUUAUUUGUUUUUUUCAGGUAAAAUUCCCUGUCUCCACCUCACAGCUUCUGCCAAAGCCCCACGUGCAGCACUCUGGGACCCCGGAUCCCCUCGGGUGUGCAGGGGGCACUGGGCACAGGGUGUCAGUGGGAUGCUCCUGGACAGGGGCCUGGGACAGCAUCUGGGGACUGUUCUCCCCAGGAAGGUCUCCCAGACUGGAGGACUUCCAUGCCUUUUGGAGCUGAGUGUUUUUCCCGUUGCCUGUGGGUCAAACAUUCCCUGUGGAGCUCUGGCUCCUCUGUGCUGUGGCCUCUCCAGCAUUAAUAACCAACUGCUGUUCAUGCUGCUGGAAUUUUCUAUUUUGAAUUAGUUCCUGGCAGGGGUCUGGGGGCUGCAGGAGCUUUAUCACUUGCUGCUCAGCUGGGCUUUGACCAGGUUUAAAUCCUGCCUUGCACCGAUUCCUGCAGCAGCCAGGAGCAGGAAUCCUGCUGGAUUUGGGGAGGGAGAGCUUUGUCACAGCAGCUGCUGAGAAAACACACCCAGGUCAGAAGAAGCAGUGGUGGCUUCCCUCAUGGGAAAGGAAUCCUGUUUGUUUAAUAGCUGAGGUUUUAUGGGCUCAGGGGCUGGUUUGGAUGAGCCCUCCAGGCUCUCCAAGGCAUUUGCCCUUCCUGGUGGGUGCAGGAGGGAUCAGGCAGUGGAGGGGAGGCACAGCUCAGCUGCUGAACCAGUGCCCCAAACUAAGAAGGAAAGAUGAUGGUCAUCCAGCAAAAAAUGGUGCUCCAGUCCCAUCUUUUGGUGCAUGUGCAGGGAUGUGUGGGCAUGGAGGGCUGAGCCCUGGCAGAGGGAAGUGUGGAUGUGGAGCAGAGGGGCUGGAGAAGUGUCAGCAGAGGUGGCACGGGGAGGUUGGUGGCUGUGAUCCAUCGGGGUCACUGCUGCCCUGGCACAGCUGUCAUGGGCCUGGAGGAUACAGAGGGAAGGAAGGGUUCCCUGGAUCCCCUGCCAAAGCCAAGGGCUUAUUUGUGCCUAAGAGAGGAUAAAUCAGUGCCUGGUCAAUGCCCAGCACACCCAGCACUGCUCCUUUCCCUGAGGAAAUACCCAUUGCACCAAAAACUUGCAGCCCAAGCACGUGGCUGCUCCUCCCCUCUAACCCAGGAGAUCUCAAGUUGUUUCUGAAUUUGUGUUGAUUUAUUUAAAAAAAAAAAAAAAAAAAAAAAAAAAGAGGGAAAAAACCCAAAACUUACUGAGCCACCCAAUCCAGCCUGGACCUGGUCUCUAACUCUUGCAUCCCAGUUUCCCUCCUGCCUCACAGUCUUUGGAACCACUUGUUUAAAGGUUUUGAAGGCAACGAGGAGGUUGCUGUGCCCAGGCUGAUCCCAUAACAGGUACUUCUUACAGCUGAUUGCAGUGUCCCAUUUACUUGCCUUAAAGGUGGAGAGAGAAACUUAGUAUUUGCACUUAGCAAAACGUUGUAUUAAAAGAAAAAAAGACCUGUAAAGAUGUGCAUGUUCUGCAACUUUGUAUAACAAUAGCUGAAAAUAAAUAGGUGGUUUAUUAAAAAAAAAAAAGGAGAAAAAAACAAAAAAAUAUUUUUCUUUAUAUUCUGGUAGUAAACAGUUCUAAUAUUCUGUGUGUAAAAAGUUCUUGUAUUAUAUUGUAAUUUGAAUUUUUUGUAAAUAAAUUUGUGCACUCUGGCUUU
Molecule: messenger RNA, 6197 nt
Organism: Vidua chalybeata
Lineage: Eukaryota; Metazoa; Chordata; Aves; Passeriformes; Viduidae
Gene: RNF216
Product: ring finger protein 216
Exons: 18
Coding region: 280-3063 (927 amino acids)
Molecular function (GO): zinc ion binding
Source: RefSeq, a predicted model, not a curated record